AUGAACUCCUCGAGGACUGGCUCCUCGCGGUCCAGUUCAGAUGGAUCUCAGGUCGGAUUGCUGAACGAGAAGCACGAAUUCGACUCCAAUGGACAAAAGGCGACAACGCGUCUUCGGGCCAAGAUAGGUCCCUCUCGCCCGGUCCCAAAGAUCACAUUGUGCCUGUUUGUUCGAUACCUUGUUAAACUCCUGGGUCAACUGUUCAACCUCUUUAUGCCGAGCUUUCUCCAGCGCCGCUCCCAUAGUGACCAGGCCAAACCAGACAAAGUCGCUCCCACAGCGUUUCUCGAUGGCAUGCGCGGACUUGCGGCCUUCGUGGUCUUCAUCUGUCAUCUCACGUAUGGCACUUUUGAUAUCGCUCAUGCGUGGGGCGCCACUCCGGACCCCGAACAUCAACCAACAUCCAUGUUCGGGGAAUAUCUGCGCCUACCCAUCGUCCGCCUUCUCUACUCUGGGCCUCCAAUGGUCGCCAUCUUCUUCGUCAUUUCUGGCUAUGCACUUAGCUACAAGCCGUUGAAGCUGAUGCGGUCGCGGCAACAAGAACAGUUGAUGACGACAAUGAGUUCGUCUAUUUUCCGACGGGGGUUGCGACUGUUCUUACCUUGCUUCGCUUCGACCUUCAUCGUCAUCUGUCUUGCCCAACUCAACCUAUACAAAAUCACCGAGGGUUUUGCCAACCAGAUGCGCAAUAUUCACGAGAGCCACUGUUACACUCAACCGAACCCUUGGAUGCAAUUCACCGAUUACCUAGUGCAGAUACUCAUCUUCGUGGAUGUCUUCAACUGGAACAUUUUUGCCGGAUCCAUAGAGCUUGAUCGGCACCUGUGGACCAUUCCCGUCGAGUUUCGAUGCAGCAUGGCCUUGUUCUUGACGCAUAUGAUGGUCGCGAGGAUGUCUUCCCGGCUGAGACUCUCGACUCUUGUGGUGCUGAUUAUCUGGGGCACCUCUUGGGACAGAUGGGAAUUGUGUCCUUUUUGGGCUGGGGCGGUGAUUGCCGAGCUGGACAUCAUUUGGACCUCUAAAGCGUCUGAGCUCCCAUUAGUCGCAAAGAGUCAACCUUACAAACCAAGAUUGUCAUCCAAGAUCCUGUACUGGUCGACCUUCUGCAUUUCGCUUUACCUGCUAUCCUUCCCCGACAUCGACGCCCACGCCACACCGGGAUACCUCACGCUAACCAAGCUCAUCCCCGCGAGCUUCACACAAAAGCAUCGCUUCUGGCCGAAUGUCGGCGCUGUGAUGAUCGUCUGGUCGUCAUCGCGCCUGGGCUUUUGGCGGAACAAGGCCUUCUGUUGGGGCCCGGUUCAGUAUCUAGGGAAGAUCAGUUUUCCUCUGUACGUCAUGCACGGCCCUGUCAUCCACACAUUGGGCUACUUGAUUCUCCCACGAACACCCGAGGUGGAAACGCCAGAGAUAAUGAGACAGUUCCAGCUCGAGUUCCUGAAGCCGUCGAUCGUGAUUGUCCUGGCCGUCAUCUGGGCUGCAGAUGUCUUCCUCAGAGUCGUCGAUAUCCCCUGUGUCAAUUUUACCAGAAGACUCGAGAAAGCGUUCUUUGGCGGAUGA
Cladophialophora psammophila CBS 110553 is the source of this 1560-nucleotide messenger RNA. RefSeq lists its product as uncharacterized. The record is from RefSeq and is a predicted model, not a curated record. The transcript has 2 exons. Gene Ontology annotation, biological process: polysaccharide biosynthetic process. The coding region runs from base 1 to 1560 and encodes 519 amino acids. Gene Ontology annotation, molecular function: acyltransferase activity, transferring groups other than amino-acyl groups. Gene Ontology annotation, cellular component: membrane. NCBI's taxonomy places the organism in Eukaryota, Fungi, Ascomycota, Eurotiomycetes, Chaetothyriales, Herpotrichiellaceae.